AUGACCACCUAUAACAAAAUUCCAACUUCUGACCUUACCAACUUAACAUCCACUACGAAAUCUGAUCAGCCUUGGGAUGUUCAAGCUUCAAGCUCAAGUGAUGUAUCUGCCGUUGACUCCACCUUAAAAAUUCAAGUCUCUUGCGAUGACGACAAUGACGAAGAACAGGAAGACCAAGAAGACCAAGAACGACGUCAACUACUGCAGCAGCAACAAGUCGAUUUGGAUGCCAGUUUUGAAGAUUCAGUUUCGAUUGACAUGAGCUCUGAGACCCAAUCACUUAAUACAGCCAUGCCAUCUACUGCCAGACAAAUGACGACUACUGAUGGAGUGUUUUGUAAUCUGUCUGCUAAGCCUGAAUCUGAGGCUAAUUCUGUAGAAGAAGCACCACCUACUUAUGAUGUUGCUACAGCAGAUCGGGUUCCACCUUAUCGGUACACUACAAUUGUACCGAUUCCUAUUGGAGACAUGAUCCUGGUUGAGGGAAUUCCAGUUGGAGAUUUUUUUCACUUCUUUUUGAAUUUCGCUAUUUCAUACGCUUUCCAGAUCUUUGGAUUUCUGCUCACCUACAUGGUUCACACCUCACAUGCAACCAAGCAAGGAUCUCUUGCAGGAUUAGGUUUGACUAUGGUCACAUAUUCAAGCUAUCUUAAUAACAUGACUACUGGUGACGGUGAUGUACCCGAUGAUUCAGCACAAAAUGCACAGGAUUCUAGUAUUGAAUCAAGCAUAUUAUUGAUCCUCGGUUGGUUCUUAAUCAUGCGUUCAGUACUAGAAUACACACGAGCCAGAAAACUUGAACGAGCCAUUGCUAUGGAACAAGCAGUCGAAGAUUCUAUUGUUUAA
Phycomyces blakesleeanus NRRL 1555(-) is the source of this 846-nucleotide messenger RNA. RefSeq lists its product as hypothetical. Gene Ontology annotation, biological process: vacuolar transport; positive regulation of protein ubiquitination; ubiquitin-dependent protein catabolic process. The transcript has 5 exons. Gene Ontology annotation, cellular component: Golgi apparatus; endoplasmic reticulum; perinuclear region of cytoplasm. The coding region runs from base 1 to 846 and encodes 281 amino acids. The record is from RefSeq and is a predicted model, not a curated record. NCBI's taxonomy places the organism in Eukaryota, Fungi, Mucoromycota, Mucoromycetes, Mucorales, Phycomycetaceae.